AUGAAUGAAGUGGUAAAAAGUUACACACAAACAGAGCUCAUGGAGCUGGCAAAGGUGUAUAAGCAUGAAGUUGGUGAAAAUGUGCGAGAAUGGUUAUUGCGCAUGUGGGAUGGAGGAGCUGACAGUGUGCAGUUGAAUGCAAGGGAAGCAUUAUGUAUGGGGCAGCUGACGCUGCAUCCACAGCUCAUGCAGGUAUUACGGAGGGUGAGGGAGAUUGGAGGUAAUUUUUCAUUAUUUGAUAUGGUGCGGCAUGCCAUAAUUGUGGCCUUCCCAUCUAGCAAUGACAUUGAGCCCAUUUCACCCUGGUCAAAACCGAGGGAUGCUAUUACCUGCAUUAGAGUUAUGGGUUGUGUGGUGGGAUUAAACAAGGAUAACUGGGAAGGUCCAGACAUGGAGGAAUUCACAGCCAGCAUGCGGUCUCGGUUUUUAAAAAGUGCACCCCAGGAAAUGAAGGCAUCUUUAUUGUCUUUGCUGGGCAGUUUGGGGAAUAAUGUAAAGGUACAUCAGCUCACCAUUUAUUUAGCUGAAAUUGGAGAAUUAGAGUCAGAAUCUAACCCUAGGAAAGGUGUGUUUGCCGCUAACAGGACGAGGGAGGAGAUGGUGGAACCAAUAGAGGGAGAAAAGCAGGGAAAGUUUAGGAACAAAACAAGGCUGAGAGUUAAUCGUUUUCAAAUGUGGAAUGAUUUGAUUGAGGCUGGUGUACCUAGAGAACAAAUUAAUGGAAUUUCAACACCUGCCAUGUUUGAAAAAUGGUUAAAUCUAAAAAAGGGUCUAAUAAAAAG
Pelobates cultripes (western spadefoot toad) is the source of this 782-nucleotide messenger RNA. NCBI's taxonomy places the organism in Eukaryota, Metazoa, Chordata, Amphibia, Anura, Pelobatidae. The record is from the annotation of a GenBank genome assembly.